AUGAAGCUCGCUUUCUUCCUCACUCUCUUCAGCUUCGGCGUUUCUGUUCUGGCAGCAUCUGCCGCCGACUGGCGUUCAAAGUCCAUCUACCAAGUACUGACCGAUCGUUUCGCACGUCCCGAUGGAAGCACCACAGCGCCCUGUAACCCAGUCGGUAAAUACUGUGGUGGCACUUAUCAAGGGAUCAUCAAGCAAUUGGACUAUAUCUCAAACAUGGGAUUCACUGCCAUCUGGAUUUCCCCUAUCACAUAUCAGAUCCAGACCUGGACCCCCUAUGGCGAACCAUGGCAUGGCUACUGGCAACAAGAUCUGUAUCAGCUCAACAGUGCUUUUGGCACCGCAGAUGAUCUCAGGGCUUUGGCCACAGCUCUACACAACAGAGGGAUGUAUCUCAUGGUUGACGUUGUAGUCAAUCACAACGGCUGGAACGGCAACGCGAGUUCAGUCAACUACACCAUGUUCAAGCCUUUCGACAACGUUGAGUAUUAUCACAGCUUCUGUAAUGUCGAUUACAGCAACAAUACCAGCAUUCAAGACUGCUGGUUGGGUGACUCGAACGUAGAGCUUGUCGACCUUCGGACAGAAGAUACUGUAGUCGCGUCAGAAUACCAGACAUGGAUUCAGCAGCUGGUCGCCAAUUACUCCAUUGAUGGCCUUCGUAUCGAUACAGUCAAGCAUGUUGACACGGCAUUUUGGCCCGGAUUUGGAGAGGCCGCUGGCGUUUUCAUGACCGGCGAAGUGACUAACGGCGAUCCGUAUGGUCUUUGCCCUUACCAGAACUAUAUGGACAGUGUUCUCAACUACGCAAUGUACUAUGCAGCCACAGAUGCAUUCUCCUCAACUGCUGGAAGCAUGUCCAAAUUUGUCAGUCAGCUCAACGGCAUGAAGAGCCAAUGUAAAGACACCAGCGUACUUGGAUCGUUCUCGGAAAAUCACGACCAACCUCGCUUUGCAUCAUUGACCAGCGACAUGUCCCUGGCUAAAAACAUCAUUACCUACACGAUCAUGGGCGACGGAAUUCCCAUCUUGUACGAAGGCCAGGAGCAGCAUUACAGCGGCGCCCAGGAUCCCUACAAUCGCGAGGCUGUCUGGCUGAGUCAAUACAACACUGGUGCCCCUCUCUACACCCACACGGCGAGUGUAAAUCAGAUUCGCAACCAUGCGCUCUACGUUGAUGGGGACUGGCUCACCUAUCAGAAUCGUGUCAUUUAUAGCGACAGCGCCAACGUCGCUAUGCGCAAGGGAGACAAUGGAUACCAAAGCAUCACGAUUCUAACCAACAAUGGUGCUAGCAGUGCUAACUACACCCUCAACAUCACCAAGACUGGAUAUGACAGUGGCACCACGGUUGUGGACGUCCUGUCCUGCGAAGCGAUGGAGGCAGGGCCGAACGGAAAUCUUACAGUGUCAAUGUCGCAAGGUCUUCCCAGAAUCUACUAUCCAGUCGAACUUUUGGAUUGUAGUGGCAUUUGUGGAUACUAA
This is a messenger RNA of Aureobasidium melanogenum CBS 110374, 1482 nucleotides long. Its product is annotated as alpha-amylase. Gene Ontology annotation, biological process: carbohydrate catabolic process. The record is from RefSeq and is a predicted model, not a curated record. The transcript has 6 exons. Bases 1 to 1482 code for a protein of 493 amino acids. NCBI's taxonomy places the organism in Eukaryota, Fungi, Ascomycota, Dothideomycetes, Dothideales, Saccotheciaceae. Gene Ontology annotation, molecular function: alpha-amylase activity; calcium ion binding.